Molecule: messenger RNA, 536 nt
Organism: Physeter macrocephalus (sperm whale)
Lineage: Eukaryota; Metazoa; Chordata; Mammalia; Artiodactyla; Physeteridae
Product: etoposide-induced protein 2.4 homolog
Exons: 1
Coding region: 25-486 (153 amino acids)
Biological process (GO): macroautophagy
Cellular component (GO): endoplasmic reticulum
Source: RefSeq, a predicted model, not a curated record
CGAGUGCUAAAAACGUAGCUUAAGAUGAGCGUAUUUCUCCAUAUGGCUGCUCUGGCAUUUGAAGUGUCUGGAAGGAAGCCUCACUCCUUCCCUGGCGUCAGCAUGGUGAUUGCUGAUGUGCUCUUCAGCACUGUGGCUCUUUUCCUCAUCCAGGGAGUGUUUGUGAGUCUCUUCCUCAUCCGUCUUGUUGGCCAGCUGGUUAGUCUCCUGCACAUGUCCCCUUUCUGCUCACUAUACUGCUUUGAAUAUUGCCAGUUCAGAAAAGGACGUGGAAUGUUCCAGCAGUUAUCAAACAUUGAAGGGAACUGGCCUUACCACUUUGGACUCGGUUUCCCCUUGGCUUUCCUCACAGCAGAACAGACCUUGUGCAUUCUCAGUAGUCGCCUCCUCUCUGUCCUGUUUCCUGUGGUCAUUAGCACCUGUGAAGUAAAGACGCCUGGGAAAACGUGCUUCACCAGUCGUACCUUCUCCUGGUGGUCUUCUUAAGCCCUGACUGCCGUACGAGACAGGCUUCCUACAGUCCUUGCUGAGCAACU